CGGGCACCAUCACGCGGAUUCGCCUGCUUGAUUGGGCGGAAACCUUGGGUCGGAAACUGAGGUAUGUUAGGUCGGAAACUUAGGUACCUACCUAUCUUGGGUGGGAAAACCCCUCGCUUACUCGCCAGCAAACCGGAGUAUUGAGCGGCGAAGGCUUGCUUCUGUCCCAGCGUUGCUCUACACACUUCCCCGUAUUGCGAAGCCCUUUCCCACUCGGCUUCCACGGUCCAGGUCAGCAACGAAAAAAGAGGGGGAAACCGCGGCACCGACAACAUGGAUUUCGAAUACAACCCCACAAAGAUAUGGUCGACGCUGCUCACUAAUCGUGGUUAUUUUGGCGGAGCACUAGUUCUCAACCACACGCUACGUAAGACAGGCUCCCGAUACCAGCUCAAGAUUAUGGUAACGCGCGAGGUCGAAGCCGACACCGAGUUCAUGGAGGCGUUUGCCGCCGCCGGCAUCCCCACCAUCGUCGUCGACAAGAUUGAGCCUGCCCCGCGGGACGGCAAGGUCAACAAGGGAACCUGGGAGAAGCUCGCUCCCUGGGGGAUGACCGAGUACGAGCGAAUCGUCCUCCUGGACUCGGACCAGAUCAUCCUCCAGAACAUUGAUGACAUGAUGACCAUGGACCUCCCGAGCGGGUUCAUCGCAGCAGCCCACGCCUGCACCUGCAACCCGCGGAAGGUGGCGCAUUAUAGCAAGGACUGGAUUCCAGAGAACUGCGGGUUCGCCGCCGCGGAUAAGGAGACGGGCGAGCCCGGGCCCAUCACCGAGCAGAGCCCAAAGAACCACCAUCUGCUCAACAGCGGCACCGUCAUCCUGCAGCCGUCCAAGGCGGCGUACGACGCGCUCAUUGACGCGAUGAACACGCAUCCGGACGUGCCCAAGAUGAUGUUCUUCGACCAGGACCUGCUCGCCAUCGUGUACCGCAACAAGUGGAAGCCGCUGCCGUACACGUACAACGCGCUCAAGCCCAUGCGGUCGUGCCAUAGUGACCUAUGGAAGGAUAACGACGUCAAGAUUCUGCACUACAUCCUCGCCAAGCCGUGGAAGAGCAGGACGUACGGCGACGACGUGAUUGAGUCGACCCAUAAGCUCUGGUGGGACUACUACGCCGAGGUGGAGGAGCAGUGGACAAAGAGCCCGGACGCCGAUAAGCGCAGGCUAUGGGAGAAUGUCGUGGUCCCUGUCGUGGCGCAGGAAUGAAGUUGAGAGUAGGAUGGUUGAUGAGGGGUGGCUGGUAUUGGAAUGGACAUUAGGUAGUCUUGUUAUAAAGGACAAUAAAUAUUGCGCUGAACCACUUGGAAAGUAUUAUUCUAUUUCUUUUCCUCUUUUUCUUUUCUUCCUUUUUAUCUGAUUCCCGGUUAUUUUACUUCCUUUUUUCGUUUUUUCUUAGUUCAUUGCUUUUAGCGUUCCCUUCUUCUUCGUUUCUCUUGUUCUCGUUCUCGUUCUCGUUUUCUUCUUGUUUAUUAUUUUCUUUUUCCCCUUUCUUUUUUCGUUUAGUUAAUAUUAUUUAGUUGACUAUUUUACUCGAUUUCUGCUAAUUAUCAUGCACGUCUCUCUCUGCCUUGCCAGCCCAACCUGACGUGUCCCGGUGCCGCGCCUGCCA
Molecule: messenger RNA, 1609 nt
Organism: Chaetomium fimeti
Lineage: Eukaryota; Fungi; Ascomycota; Sordariomycetes; Sordariales; Chaetomiaceae
Product: nucleotide-diphospho-sugar transferase
Exons: 4
Coding region: 274-1206 (310 amino acids)
Molecular function (GO): glycosyltransferase activity
Source: RefSeq, a predicted model, not a curated record